AUGAGUACCACGGUUCCACGUGACUUGAUUCGCCGAGACCACCCGCCCGCCCCGGCGCCCCCGAUUCUUGCGACUGUAGCCCGCAGCUAUGCCGAUCUAGACUCUCGUCUUUCUGCACUUCCCGCUCCUCUCACGAACGACGACGCUUUUUCCGCUCCCGCGUCACGGCGACUGCGCGCCGACACCACAACUCUCGCAAGGCACCCUUUCUACUCGCCAGUGACUCUUCGUCCGUCGGCGCUUAGCUGGAAGCUUUGUCCGUAUCGAUUUCACACCUACCAGCUUGUCAUCGGCAUCGGCAUGUACUCCCAGAAUCAUCAGCAGGGCCAUAGCGCCCGGCUGAAUGGUGCUGGCAGAGGGAUGCCUAGUAUGAUCUACAACUACCAGCAUGCGCAGCACCAACAUCCUUCACAGGCCCAGCAUCACCAAGGCCUGCAGCACGACCACCUACCAGCCUCUAACGGCCUGGGGCAUCACUCCGCUUUCUCCUCCGGUAUCCUCUCUUCCUCGGCCCAGUUCAACUCUGGUCUUCAAAACGGACACUCCGCGUCUCGUGCAGGCCCUGUGCCUCAGAACGAAAUGUGGGUUGAGCAGCUGCGUCUGCACAAGGACUCCGAACGUGCACACUCUGCUAUGACGGACCAGCAACAACCCCAUUACUACGCACGACUCAAGGCUUCCGAAAACAAGGGGAUUGGUGGCCCGCCGCCGUCUAGCGGCAAGGCACAAGCCGACGGCGAAAACGACGGCGAUAGAAGACGACCAUGGGACGCCAGUAUAGAGAAGAACCGACAGGACUGGCACAACAUGGAUAUGAGCGGCCAAGGGCUGCGCAAUCUCGCCCCGGAGCUAUUCCGCUACCAGUUUUUGAGUGAGCUCUACAUCGCCUCGAACAAGCUCUCUAGGCUGCCGAAACAAAUUGGCGAUCUCCGUCAACUGAAACACUUGGACGUGUCGUACAACCAGUUAACCGAACUCCCACCGGAGCUGGGCAUGUGCACGUUUCUGAAGCAACUUUUGUUAUUCAACAACAAUAUUCAAGAGCUACCGUUCGAACUGGGAGCUCUACACUCGCUGGACGUGUUAGGAAUUGAGGGCAACCCUCUAGAACCCGGUCUCAAACAAGAGAUCAUGGAAAAGGGCACGAAAAGCCUCAUCAACGCCUUCAGAGAAAAUGCACCAGUACCCCCGGAACCCGAACCGCGCAAGCCAAUUGUGCUCCAGGAGGAUGUUUCUCCCAGCCUCGAGCGAGUCAAAAUUUUCUCUUGGAACAUUCUCUGCGACAAGUAUGCGACAUCUCAGAUCUACGGGUAUACGCCGAGCAAAGCUCUGAAGUGGGACUACCGCCUGGAAUGCAUCUUGAAGGAAGUCCGCUACCGCGAUGCCGACUUUGUGGCUCUGCAAGAAGUAUCUGGUGAAGCUUUCCGAGACGAACUGAGUCCUCAACUGGCGCAAAACGACUAUCGGGGUAUAUACUGGCCCAAGUCGCGAGCGAGGACCAUGGCCGAGAAGGAGGCCCAACAAGUUGAUGGCUGCGCCAUCUUCUACAAGCAGAGCAAGUAUGUGGUACUCGACAAGCAAGUUAUCGAGUUUGCCGGCAUUGCCAUCAACCGGGCCGACAUGAUGAAGGGACACGACGUGUUCAACCGAGUCAUGCCCAAAGACAACAUAGCUCUCAUUACCUUUUUCGAAUCUCGCGAGACUGGUGCCCGCAUCAUUCUUGUCAACGUUCACCUUACCUGGGAAACGACACUGGCUGAUGUCAAGCUUGUGCAGACUGGUAUACUUAUGGAGCAGAUUACGAAAAUGGCCGAAAAGUAUUCUAGUUGGGCACCUGUCAAGGACAAGAGGUUAAUUAUCGCGCCUGGCGAGGAGGGUAGCGAACCUCUGCCCCCACAGCCAGAGCCCGGUCCAAGCCAAGAAUAUCGCUGCAAUACUGAGAUUCCUCUUGUCGUAUGCGGCGAUUUCAACUCUACAGAAGAUUCGUCCGUCUUUGAGCUCAUGUCCAAGGGACGCGUGUCUCCCGACCAUCCAGAACUGCGCGAUCACCAAUACGGAAGCUACACUAGCGACGGUAUCGAACAUCCAUUUAGCCUGCGUGACUCGUACGCCGCGACACGAGGAACUGCCGACGAGAUGCCAUUCACCAAUUACACACCUGGAUUCUCCGGUGUCAUUGAUUACAUUUGGUACUCGACCAACACGCUAGAGGUUGUUGAAGUCCUGGGUGCUAUGGACAACGCAGAUCUCAAACGGAUCCCGGCGUUUCCCAACUGGUGGUUCCCUGCUGACCACAUUCAAAUUAUGGCCGACUUCGUCAUCAAGGGCCGUAAGGAGAAGAAGCAGAGCAACCAAGAUCGUGAGCACAGCAUCAGUAGUUCACGCCGCACUUAA
This is a messenger RNA of Cordyceps militaris CM01, 2394 nucleotides long. Its product is annotated as Endonuclease/exonuclease/phosphatase. The coding region runs from base 1 to 2394 and encodes 797 amino acids. The record is from RefSeq and is a predicted model, not a curated record. Gene Ontology annotation, molecular function: poly(A)-specific ribonuclease activity; protein binding. Gene Ontology annotation, biological process: nuclear-transcribed mRNA poly(A) tail shortening. Gene Ontology annotation, cellular component: CCR4-NOT complex; nucleus; cytoplasm. Lineage: Eukaryota; Fungi; Ascomycota; Sordariomycetes; Hypocreales; Cordycipitaceae. The transcript is spliced from 4 exons.